CAGGAAAUCCUAUUGAACUUCCUGUCAGACGCAAACACACACGCACAAACAGAGAAGUAAAAGAAAAAAAGUCCUGUUGUACAGGACAAAUGAUCGACCUGAGGACAUCUGCUGUACAAAUGUAAAAGAAGUACCCAUCAUGGAUCUCAGUGAGGAGGAGUCAGCCCCUCUGGUAAUCAGAGACCGGGGAGGCAGCCAGAGGUCCAGUUCUAGCAAUGAUCCCAGUUUACAAGUACACCUCUACUUCCUACCAGCCACAAAGGAUGCAACAACAAUACACAUUUCAUCUGGACAAAUCUCGGCUGAAAAUGUCUGCAUUCAAGCAGGCAAAAAAUGUGGAAUCUUACCAGUGUACCAAAGUGUUUUUGGUUUGGCAUCUGCCGAUCUCUCAUGUUGGUAUCCUCCAUCGCACAUGUUCAACACAGAAGAAAAUGUACAAGUUCACUUUCGAGUCAGGUUUUUCUUUGGAAACUGGUUUGGACAAGGACCAGGAACAUCGUACCGCUACAGUUUGACCAAAGACAGAAUCAGUCCAGUACUUGACUGCAGUGUCAUUGAUUAUCUCUUUACUCAGUUGCGUAGUGACUUUAUUGCGAGUGUGGCAGGAGUGUGUCCACCUUUGAGUGCUCAAGAGGAAUGCCUUGGCCUUGCGGUGUUGGACUUGUGGAGAAUGUCCAAAGAGCGCCAUCAGAGUGUAAGAGAGCUCUGCAAGACUGUCAGCUACAAAUCAUGCCUUCCUGUGUCACAUCGCCAUGACAUCCAGAGACGAAACCGCCUGGAUCGGUAUCGAAUCCGAAACACUCUGAAACGUUUCUUAAAGAAGCUUGGCAACUGCUCGGUAGAUGAGUGCAGCUUGAAGCUGAAGUACCUGAUCGAACUGGCUGCUAUCGUGCCCUCUCUGGGAAGCGAAACCUUCCAAGUGAAUCCUUCUUCCUCCCAUUCCCAGUCAACUUUCUCUCUCGUAAAGGUCACUUGGGAAAGUGGAAUUGAAACCAGUGGAAGUUGUGAUCCCGAUGGUACCCUGGAGUGGCACACCUUCUGUGAUUUUAAAGAAAUCGUCGACAUUGGUAUAAACAGGGUAUGCCAUGAGCAAAUUCCCCAAGACAGCAGGAUGGUGACAAUAACUUGUAAAGAUGACAGAUGCUUGGAAGCCAACUUCCAGAGUCUCAAGGAAGCGCUUUCAUUUGUGUCUCUUGUUGAUGGUUACUUCAGACUGACCACAGACUCUAGUCACUACUUCUGUCAAAACAUUGCCCCUCCAAGUAUUCUGGAGGGGAUCAAAAACCACUGUCAUGGUCCAAUCACAUCAGAGUUUGCAGUCAACAAAUUGAAAAAGUCAGGAUUUAAAGGCGGGACGUUCCUUAUCCGGCAGAGUCCCAAGAACUACAACAACUUCUUCCUCACUGUGUGUGUUCAGACUCCACUUGGACUUGACUAUAAAGACUGUCUCAUUAUUAAGAAUGAGCACUACAAUCUUCCUGGAGUCCAAAAAUCUUUUACCAGCUUGAAUGAGCUCACCAGCUAUUACCAACACAACAAGCUUCUACUAGCUGAAGUGCCUGUCAAGUUGGCCCACUGCUGUCCACCCCAACACAAAGAGCUCACUAAUCUUAUCAUCAUACGCCACAGCAGCUGUGUAGAAGCUCAAGGGUCUCCAACACCUGAAAGAAACAAAUUCAGUCACAUCCAAUUUCACAUGAUCAAAUAUGAAGACCUGAAAUGGGGUGAAAGCCUUGGACACGGAUCCUUUACCCGAAAUUUCAAAGGCUUCAAAACAGACAUUCGCGAUGGGGAGAAACAUGUGACACCUGUUUUCCUAAAAGAGCUUGACGUUGUGCAUAAAAACUGCUGGGAGUCAUUCUUUGAAGCUGCUAGCUUGAUGAGUCAGAUUUCACACAAACACCUCAUCCUUGUCUAUGGUGUUAGUGUUCUUGGAGUCAAAAACAUCAUGGUGCAGGAGUUUGUUGAGUGCGGCGCCCUUGACCUUUACUUGAAGAGAAGGAGAUCUGUGUCAGUGAGCUGGAAACUUGACGUAGCGAAACAGCUCGCGUCUGCCCUCAACUUUCUGGAAGAAAAGAACAUUGUUCAUGGAAAUAUUUGUGCCAAAAAUCUGCUGCUGGCCAGAGAAGAUGACCCAUCACAGGGCAGUUCUCCUUUCAUCAAGCUGAGCGACCCGGGCAUCAGUGUUCCCAUGCUGGGCAAGGAUGUGAUCCUGGACAGGAUCCCCUGGGUGGCUCCUGAGCUGCUGGAUGCUCCAGAAAAACUGACUCUGGAUUGUGAUAAGUGGAGCUUUGGUGCCACUGUGUGGGAAAUCUUCAACAAUGGGAACACUCCGCUGCUAGGGUGGGACUUGGACAAGAAGCGGCAGUUUUAUGAGAGCUCCCAGCAGCUGCCUCCCUCCCAGUGGACAGAGCUAGCCGAUCUUGUCAAUCAGUGUAUGGACUACCAGGCAGACUUCAGGCCCUCCUGUCGUAGUAUCAUCCGACAACUCAACAGUCUGAUCACUUCAGACUAUGUUAUACUUCAUGCCACUGAGCACAUCACAAAGAGCCCUGUGUGGAUAACCUCAACCCCUGCUCAACCGGAGCAGAUAUUGUUUGAGGAGAGACAUCUUCGCUUUAUCUCCUCUCUGGGGAAGGGAAACUUUGGCAGCGUUGAACUUUGCCGUUAUGACCCACUUGGCGAUAACACUGGUGAACUGGUUGCUGUGAAAAAGCUGCAGCCAAACAAGAAGUCGACCCUGGAGGACUUCAAGAAGGAGGUCAACAUCCUCAGCAUUUUUGAGUGCGACUACAUCGUCAAAUACAAGGGAGUCUGCUACAGCACGGGUCGCCUCAGUAUGAGCUUGGUGAUGGAGUACUUGCCGUACGGCAGCCUUAUUGGCUACUUAGAGAGUUACCGACAUGUCAACACCAGGCGGAUGCUGCUUUUUGCUUCUCAGAUCUGUACGGGGAUGGAGUACCUGCAGACCUUGCGUUAUGUGCAUCGAGACCUCGCAGCCAGAAAUAUCCUUGUGGCCAAUGAGUCGCUGGUGAAAAUCGCUGAUUUUGGACUGACCAAGGUUAUUCCUUCUGACAAGGAGUACUACAGAGUCAUGCAGCCUGGAGAGAGCCCCAUCUUUUGGUACGCUCCAGAGUCCAUCAACGAAUCCAGAUUUUCCCACAAGUCAGAUGUCUGGAGUUUUGGAGUCGUUCUUCACGAGCUUUUCUGCUACUGCGACACAAACUACAACCCAAAAAGGCUAUACAUGCAGGAGAUUGGACACUAUGUGCAGAGUCCAUCCAUUUCAAUGCAUCUGGAAAAUAUUCUGAAGAACAACUGGAGGUUGCCAGCUCCUCUAAACUGCCCUCCCAAGGUGUACUGUUUGAUGAAGCAGUGCUGGGCAUACGACUUUGAGGAGCGACCAUGUUUCUCCAGCUUGGGGAAACAAAUUGAAACUAUCGUCCAGGAAGAGAGAGAGAGCCCUAAAGGCUGACAAGGAGCCCUGUUGCACAUCAGUUUCAAAUGAUACAAUUUAAUUUACUGUCCACAUUUCAAAAACAGUAUUUACUAGAACUCGUCCCUCAUGUCAGAAUAAUGUUAAUAAUAUCAUUAACGAAUGCAGUAUGAUUUAGAAAAUACAAUCUACACCACAAAGCAUGUACAGUAUAGGACGAAAUGUGUGACGUUUACACAUGUCGAAAGGGGUCUAAAGUAUUACAGAAACUAAAAACAGUUUUAAGGCUUUGUUUUGUAUUUCUUUUAUGAAAAAGAAUUGAAAACUAAAUUAUUUUUGCACCUAAUCUUACUUUGAUUUGCUUUCAUACUGUGUUAAUUCAGUGUCAAUGAAUAAUUUCUAUUUUUGUUAUUUUGUAAUCUUAUUUACAUCCUUUACUGUGUUUAAAAUAAAGCAAUUUGUGUACCUUGUGUAAAUA
This is a messenger RNA of Cyclopterus lumpus (lumpfish), 3914 nucleotides long. It is a transcript of the gene jak3, whose product is annotated as Janus kinase 3 (a protein tyrosine kinase, leukocyte). The transcript is spliced from 24 exons. NCBI's taxonomy places the organism in Eukaryota, Metazoa, Chordata, Actinopteri, Perciformes, Cyclopteridae. The record is from RefSeq and is a predicted model, not a curated record. Gene Ontology annotation, biological process: cell differentiation; cytokine-mediated signaling pathway; peptidyl-tyrosine phosphorylation. Gene Ontology annotation, molecular function: non-membrane spanning protein tyrosine kinase activity; ATP binding; cytokine receptor binding. The coding region runs from base 140 to 3475 and encodes 1111 amino acids. Gene Ontology annotation, cellular component: cytosol; membrane; cytoskeleton.